This is a messenger RNA of Drosophila ananassae, 897 nucleotides long. RefSeq names its product 27 kDa glycoprotein. Bases 90 to 809 code for a protein of 239 amino acids. The transcript has 2 exons. The record is from RefSeq and is a predicted model, not a curated record. Lineage: Eukaryota; Metazoa; Arthropoda; Insecta; Diptera; Drosophilidae.
AUUCGCUUCACAGCCGCCAGUCCGGACAGAUCGCCCGAGAGGAAAUUACCUCCCACAAGUCACUAUUUCCACAGGACACGGAAGACGCCAUGAAGCAAUACUCGCUGGUAUCCCUUAUCCUUAUGGCCGCCUUUUUGGGCCAGAUCCUGGAGGUCGAAAGCGACGAAAAAUGCAAGGUAUCCAACGUUAAUAAUGAGUACAUCGAACGAGCCUUAAAAAAGGUGAAAAACUGCUUCUCAGAAAAUCAUCUUUUGGAAAUCGAGGGGAUGGACGAUCUGAAAUCCGUCAUCUCCCAAGUCUGCCCGGCGGAAGCCAAGUGCAAUCACUACGUAAAGGAGUUCUAUGGCGUAGUCCAAGUCUACAACACAGCCGAGGAGAAACUUGUUCUGGAGAAGAUGAUGCGAAUUUUCAAUUCGCUUUUAGAGUUCGCCUGUCGCCUGGGCAGGGAUAAUAUCGACCUCUCCUUGACCAAACUAAGAGCCAAGGUGGAGUGCCUGAUGACCAACCAGAACGCUUUACCUACUUGCUUCGACCAGACUUUCCCCAAUAUGAUUUCCAGGAUGAAUUGCUUCCCCGAGCUGUUCCUCAGGCCCACCUUCUGCAUGGACCUGGAACGGUUCGAGUCGUGUAUCCUGCCCCACUUCGAACAGUGCUCAGAUCCAAUGCCAUCCAACAUAACCAAGGAAAUCUUCAAGCGGGUCAGAAAAGAAUCGGACUGUCAGGCUCUGAAAGGAGGCUCUUCCAAGAUAGCUGCCUUUUCGAGUCUGGGAUGGCUUGUUGUCGGACUUUUGAUCCUGAACCGCCCAUGAAAAGGAGCCUCUAUAUUCUUUUAUUCAUACACAUUUUACUCUUUUGCUCCUUAUCUUCAAAAUAAACUAUAAUACUUUAUCUCAGAAC